Messenger RNA from Hippocampus comes (tiger tail seahorse), 2495 nucleotides. Its product is annotated as prolyl endopeptidase. The record is from RefSeq and is a predicted model, not a curated record. The transcript is spliced from 15 exons. Gene Ontology annotation, molecular function: serine-type endopeptidase activity; oligopeptidase activity. Lineage: Eukaryota; Metazoa; Chordata; Actinopteri; Syngnathiformes; Syngnathidae. Gene Ontology annotation, cellular component: cytosol. The coding region runs from base 121 to 2349 and encodes 742 amino acids. Gene Ontology annotation, biological process: proteolysis.
CUUGACAUAGUGGUCGUUGGCGGCCGUGUGGUAGCGAAUCUUCUAGCGUUUCUACGGAGACAAUUUAUUUUGUAUUUGUGUAUUUGUUUGUGUGCGCGCGCGUGUGAGUGUAUCAAGUUAAUGUUCUCCGUCUUCCAUAGAGCCAUAUACAAAUAUCCACUUCGGGCACAGGGGCAUUUAUUAUUUUUCUUACGCGAUCAACGAAAACUGGCGUCCAGAAUGGCUUUUCAGUACCCCGCCGCUUAUCGUGACGAUGCAGUCGUGGAUGAUUAUCAUGGCUACAAAAUACCAGAUCCAUACAGUUGGCUGGAGGACCCCGACAGCGAAAAGACGCAGGCGUUUGUCAGUGCUCAGAAUCAACUCACGUUGCCAUUUUUGGAGCGCUGUGAGGUGCGGGAUCUGUUCAAGGAGCGCAUGACUGAGCUGUACGACUAUCCCAAGUAUAGCUGUCCCUUCAAAAGGGGAAACAGGUACUUUCACUUCUACAACACUGGCCUCCAGAACCAGAGUGUGAUGUACGUGCAGGAGAGCCUGGAUGCAGAGCCUUCUGUCUUUUUAGAUCCCAACACGUUUUCCGACGACGGGACAGUUGCCUUGCGAGGCUACGCGUUCUCCGAAGAUGGAGAGUACUUGGCGUACGGUACCAGUGCCAGCGGCUCGGAUUGGGUGGAGAUGCACUUCCUGCGAGUGGAAGGUGCCGUGCGACUGGAGGACCGUCUGGAGCGGGUCAAGUUUAGCUGUAUGUCAUGGACGCAUGAUGGGAAAGGCCUUUUCUACAACUCGUACCCCGAGCAGGAAGGCAAGAGCGAUGGCACCGAGACCUCGACUAACUUAGACCAGAAGCUCUACUUCCACGUUUUGGGAACCCCGCAGUCUGACGACGUGCUGUGCGCUGAGUUUCCCGAUCACCCCAAGUGGAUGAGUGGAGCCGAGGUUUCAGAUGAUGGCCGCUAUGUGCUGCUGUCCAUCAGGGAAGGUUGUGACCCUGUCAACAGACUGUGGUAUUGCGACCUCAAGAAGACCCCUCAGGGCAUUGCAGGACUUUUGCCUUGGGUGAAGCUCAUCGACAACUUUGACGCCGAGUACGAGUACGUAACCAACGAGGGCACGGUGUUCACGUUCAAGACCAAUCUGGAGGCCCCCCGUUACCGCCUCAUCAACAUUGACUUUGCCUCGCCGGCGCAGAGCGACUGGACAGAGUUGAUCCCUCAGCAUGACAAGGACGUCAUUGUAUUCGCCACCUGCACGUACUCCAGCUACCUGUUUGUGUGCUUCCUCCACGACGUGAAGAACGUCUUGAAAAUGUAUCGUCUCAGUUCCGGGGAGGAGCUCCGAACUUUUCCUCUGGAUGUCGGCUCCGUGGUCGGAUUCACGGGAAGGAAGCGCGACUCGGAGAUCUUUUACUAUUUUACCUCCUUCCUCUCGCCAGCCAUCAUUUAUCACUGCGACUUGACCAAGGAGCCUCUGCAACCGCAUGUCUUCAGAGAGGUCACAGUCAAAGGCUUUGACCCGUCCGACUACCAGACCACCCAGAUCUUCUACGCUUCCAAGGACGGCACUCAGAUCCCCAUGUUCAUCGUUCACAAAAAGGGCAUCAAGCUGGACGGCUCCCACCCGGGCUUCCUCUACGGCUACGGCGGCUUCAACAUCUCCAUCACGCCCAGCUACAGCGUCUCGCGGCUCAUCUUUGUGCGACACCUGGGCGGAGUCCUGGCCGUCGCCAACAUUCGGGGGGGUGGGGAGUACGGCGAGACCUGGCACAAAGCUGGCAUGCUGGCCAACAAGCAGAACUGCUUCACGGACUUCCAAUGUGCGGCCGAGUACCUCAUCAAAGAGGGGUACACCUCUCCGUCCAAGCUCACCAUCAACGGAGGCUCAAACGGCGGCUUGCUCGUAGCGGCGUGCGUGAACCAGCGGCCAGAGUUGUUUGGCUGCGCCGUGGCUCAGGUGGGGGUCAUGGACAUGCUCAAAUUUCACAAAUUCACCAUCGGCCACGCCUGGACCACCGACUUUGGCUGCUCGGAAGAAAAAGACCAGUUCGAAUGGCUCAUCAAAUACUCCCCUCUCCACAACAUCCGUGUCCCAGAGGACAACGGGGUCCAGUACCCCGCCGUCCUCCUGCUGACGGGCGACCACGACGACCGGGUGGUGCCGCUCCACUCGCUCAAAUACAUCGCCACCCUGCAGCACACGGUGGGCCGCAGCGGCAAGCAGUCCAACCCCCUGUUCAUCCUCGUGGACACAAAGUCGGGCCACGGCGCUGGCAAGCCCACCAGCAAGGUCAUCCAGGAGGUGGCGGACACCUACGCCUUCAUCGCUCGCUGUCUCAAAAUCUCAUGGGUCAAAUAACGGGCGUCUCCUGUCGACGCGUGCGUGCAUAUUUGCCCCCAAUCUAUUGCCCCCCCCCCUCCCUCGAAGAACUCCUUCUGCACUUAAUUGAAAGAACCACAAGCUAAUGUGCAAAAAGGCCAUCAGUGUGGGCGGGGUUACAAUAA